ACUUUGGGUCUUCAAUACAACACACACCUACCUACAGUAUAUAUACUGACUACUACAAGAGCCUGACACACGCAGCUGGCAUCUGAAAAGUAAAGAGAUACAGACUCAAUCCAGAAUGAAGGUGUUUGUACUACUGGCUCUGGCUGUGUUCACAGGUUGCAAAGCCAACUUGUUCUAUGCUGAUGAGCCCAAACCACAGCUGGAGCAACUGACUGAUGCUUUCUGGGACUAUGUUGCCAAGGCAACACACACUGCUGAGGAAUCACUGAAAAUGAUUAGAGAGUCUCAGCUGGGCCAGGAAGUCAACUCUAGAAUUACAGAAGGUGCCAAUGCGGCCAGUCAGUAUGCUGUCACUCUCCAGAAACAAGUCAACCCUCUGGCCCAGGAAUUCAUGUCCAAAAUCAGCAAGGAGGCUGAAGUUCUGAAGGAGCGUCUCGAACAGGAUCUGACCACUGUGAGGGACAAACUGGAGCCCUAUGCUGAUGACCUGAAGACCCAAAUUCAGCAGAGAGUGGAGGAUCUGAGAGUAGCCGUGGCUCCCUAUGCUGAGUCCUUCGACUCUGAAGCUCUGAAAACUACUGUGCUGCAGAAGACAGAGGAGCUCAGAGGAAGUUUGGAAGAGAAAGUGAAGGAGCUGCAGUCCCAGCUGGAGCCCUAUACUGAUGAUCUCAGGCAGAAAGUAGAUCAGCAUCUGCAGGAAUUCCAGAAGACCGUAGCACCUCUGACUGAGGAUCUUCAGGCCAAGGUUGCUGAGAGAGCUGCUUUGGUUCAACAGGGUCUGGCUCCCUAUGCAGAGGACCUGAGAGAGAAACUGGACCCCUACGCCCAGAACCUGAAGGACCAGCUCACCUCUCUUUAUGAGUCCUACAUCAACACCAACUAAAUAGCACAAAAAUAACUUUUCAUUCUAUUUGCACAAAACAAUCCCAUUAUUUCCACAGUCUCUAUAAUAGGCUUAUUAUCUCACAUAGAGCCUAUGCCUAUGUUACGUCCCUAAUGUCUUUAAUUUAUAUAAAAUAAAGAACGAAUUGAAAACUUUA
This is a messenger RNA of Tachysurus vachellii, 1040 nucleotides long. Its product is annotated as apolipoprotein A-I-like. The coding region runs from base 116 to 883 and encodes 255 amino acids. The transcript has 4 exons. Gene Ontology annotation, cellular component: blood microparticle; chylomicron; extracellular region. Gene Ontology annotation, biological process: cholesterol efflux; positive regulation of lipid biosynthetic process; high-density lipoprotein particle assembly. The record is from RefSeq and is a predicted model, not a curated record. Gene Ontology annotation, molecular function: phospholipid binding; phosphatidylcholine-sterol O-acyltransferase activator activity; cholesterol binding. NCBI's taxonomy places the organism in Eukaryota, Metazoa, Chordata, Actinopteri, Siluriformes, Bagridae.